AUGUCUACAACUAUCAAUGGAACAUCACUAUGGGAUUCCAUGGGCUUGUCAACGGACGCUACCACAUGGUACUCUUCUUUGGCAAUCUUCAUCCAAGGGAUUGUCUUGGUGAGUAUCAUAAGUAAGACAAUGCAGUAUUUCGAGCGAUACGAUAAAUCGAGAGAUCACUUGGGGAUGAUGGUCGUUGUGGGGUGUGGAAGUGCGAUAUCUCUAGGUAUAUUGAUAUUGACCUGUAGUCAGACCCGUGUGUUGGUAUACAAACGUAAAAUUGACGCACCGUCUUCUAUCCGAUAUCUACUUUUGAGCGAUAUGGUCAUACUUUUCUUCAGUGGGUUCUUCAGCUUCACCACGGGCAUAUACUACGCUUGGAGGUGUUAUGUAAUGACCAAGAAGAACCGAUUAAUGCUCGGUGUUCUUAUUGUAGCUUUACUAGCGGAAUUCAUCGUGACUCUAGUUACGGCUGCACAUGGGUUCACUCUGCGUUCCCUCACGUCCGAAUAUCUCGCAACAUUACCUGCAUUUAAAGAUAAGGGAAAUCAUCUCCAUAAGAUAUGGUCAGGUAUUACUUUAGCUUUGGGCCUAUCCAUGUCUAUGCUUCUAUCGUUCUUAAUGUUUACGAAGAAAGAUGGGAUCUAUCAUUAUGAUCCCAGAACAUGGCAUAAGUACUUUUCUGUCACCUACGAGACUAUGUUACCACCUACGUUAUGCUCGUUGUUGUUAGUCUCACUAGGUAAUUUACCAGGAUCACCAAUGACCGAUAUGAGAAGAGUAUUCACCUCGAUCCUUCCUUUACUAUACUACAACUCCUUCAUCCAAUCGCUGGUGGGCAGACAACAGAUCCGAUGUGUGAUAGAGACCAAAUCCAUGUAUGAUAGUGGGUCACCACUUGGGAGUAACGUUAAUGGAGAUAAGGGUUCCUCAUAUCAGCCUGGAAGUGGACAGUUCAUGUUUGAUGUGAUUAAGAAUAAGAGUGGUCCGAGGGUGUAUGUCAGUUCACCUAAGAGGUCGUAG
Molecule: messenger RNA, 1011 nt
Organism: Kwoniella mangroviensis CBS 8507
Lineage: Eukaryota; Fungi; Basidiomycota; Tremellomycetes; Tremellales; Cryptococcaceae
Exons: 9
Coding region: 1-1011 (336 amino acids)
Source: RefSeq, a predicted model, not a curated record